UUAUAAACCGCCCGGUCCCCUAUUAGGAAUAGGAGGAGUAGGAGGCUAGGAGCAUUGCCCAAACAAAACUCAUCAUCAUCCAUCCUUUCCGAGCUUCAAGAGUGUAAAACCAAAAACCAAAACCAAAGAGAGAGAGAAUCGAGAGAGAGAGUAUCGAGAGGAUGUUGUUUCAAGUAGGAGGGCAAGGGAGCCGGCCGACCUUCUUCGAGAUGUCGGCGGCUCAGCAGCUCCCGGCCAGCCUCCGCGCCGCUCUCACCUAUUCUUUCGGCGUAUUGGCUUUAAGAAGACCGAUGUUCCACAGGGUUUUAGACUAUGAAGAUGAAUUCUUUGCUUUCCUCAUGCUCAUUCUCGAAACUCACAGUUUACGCACCACAGAUGCAUCUUUUUCUGAAUCUCUAUAUGGCUUACGGAGGAGAGCUGUGAAGAUAAAAGUAAAGAAAGAUGAUGCUCGAUUGAUGUCAGGUGAUGGGAUUAAUCACUCUGGGUUAGAGAAGCGCCAAAAAGUUCUUUCAGUUGUGUUUCUGGUUGUGCUGCCGUAUUUUAAGUCAAAGUUGCAUUCAAUAUACAAUAAAGAAAGGGAAGCCAGGCUUCAAGCAAGUUUAUGGGGACAUGAUGAUGAAGGAUUUGACGAUACUGAGUAUAUAGGAGGGGAGGAUUCUCUUGCUUCAAGUGGAAAUUUGGAAGCAGAAGCAUCAAUUAGGACACGCUUGACAAAGAGGAUUCAGAAAAUUGUAGGCACCUGCUAUCCAUGGAUACAUGCUAGUAGUGAAGGAGUAUCUUUUGCUUAUCAGCUGUUAUAUUUGUUGGAUGCUACUGGAUUCUAUUCGUUAGGACUACAUGCACUUGGGAUUCAAGUUUGCCGAGCUACAGGGCAAGAGCUGAUGGAUACUUCUUCUAGAAUUUCAAAGAUAAGAAGCCGUGAACGUGAAAGACUUCGUGGGCCACCAUGGCUGAAGGCAGUACAGGGUGCACUGCUCAGCUGUAUGUAUAUGGCACUUGAUUAUGCACAAACAGGAUUAAUUGCAGCAGUGUUCUUCUUUAAAAUGAUGGAAUGGUGGUACCAAUCUGCUGAGGAAAGAAUGUCAGCUCCAACUGUGUACCCCCCACCACCUCCUCCUCCUCCCCCAAAGGUUGCUGAAGAGGGUAUUCCACUGCCACCUGACCGAACAAUUUGUCCUUUGUGCUCACAGAAGCGUGCAAAUCCAUCUGUAGUUACGGUUUCAGGGUUUGUCUUCUGUUACGCAUGCAUAUUUAAGUAUGUUUCUCAGUAUAAACGGUGCCCAAUCACAUUAAUGCCUGCAACUGGUGACCAUAUAAGGAGACUCUUUCAUGAUGUAUAGAGAAACCCUGUUGGGAAUCAUGAGUUAAAGCGAUACAUUUCUAUGCAAGAAGGAUUCAAUAAUCAAGUCAAAUGCGAAGCAAAGAUGCUCAGCCACAAGUGGGGCCAUGACAAGCAAACCAAAAUAAGGUUCAGUUCAAUUGUUGACUGGUGUUAUAUCUUACUCUUACGAUUUUUGUUUUUAGGGUUUUAUCUAUUUUAUAAACAUUUUUCUUGUACUUUAUCUCUUUAGGCAAUAUUAGAUUAAUGAUUAUAUGAGUUGAGGUGUCAGGUGACAUUCUUUUAGUCCACAGCCAUUAUCCAUGUUUUAGAGUUAGAUCAUAGAUGUGUAAUGAUUUGAUAUCUGUAACAUAACGAGUUUGUAUGAAAGAACUGUUGAUGCAAUAUCAGUUCUCUUUUUUUUUAAGGAAA
Quercus robur (English oak) is the source of this 1750-nucleotide messenger RNA. Its product is annotated as peroxisome biogenesis protein 12. Gene Ontology annotation, molecular function: protein binding; ubiquitin-protein transferase activity; zinc ion binding. The transcript is spliced from 10 exons. Gene Ontology annotation, cellular component: peroxisomal membrane; peroxisomal importomer complex. The record is from RefSeq and is a predicted model, not a curated record. Gene Ontology annotation, biological process: protein import into peroxisome matrix; protein monoubiquitination. Lineage: Eukaryota; Viridiplantae; Streptophyta; Magnoliopsida; Fagales; Fagaceae. The coding region runs from base 162 to 1340 and encodes 392 amino acids.